Rotaria sp. Silwood2 is the source of this 687-nucleotide messenger RNA. The record is from the annotation of a GenBank genome assembly. NCBI's taxonomy places the organism in Eukaryota, Metazoa, Rotifera, Eurotatoria, Philodinida, Philodinidae.
AUGUCAUCAUCGAAAACUAAAGAUUAUGAUGUUGAAACAAUUCUUUCAAAACGAAUCGAUGGAAAAGGUCAAAUUUUCUAUUUAAUUAAAUGGAAAGGUUAUUCUGCAGCACAUAAUACAUGGGAACCAGAAGAUCAUGUUACUAAUUGUCAAAAUUUAAUUAAACAAUUUGAAGGUGAAGAAGAAAAGAAAAACAAAUCGAGAAAUUCUAAUUCUAAUGAAUCUCAAGGUCAUACAAAUACUCGAUCAACUCGUUCCAGUGUGUUGACACCAAAGCAAUCCAUAAAUAAGUCUGAAAGAUCUACACGUAGUAGUAAUCGUAGUUUACCAAUGCGUCAACAUAAUAAACGUGCAUCCAAUAAUGAUGAUAUGUUUACUGGAAAUGAGGAUGAAAAUGAUAAUGGAUUAAGUGAAAAAAAAUCAUUGAAAUCAGUAUCAUCAAAACGUUCACGUAAGAAUACAAGUGAUAGUGAUUCGACAUCAUCAAUUGAUAGUUAUGAUAGUGAUAUACUUGAUAUAUCUAAACUUGAUCAAAUUCUUGAUGUUCGUCGAAAUAAAAAAACAAAUACAGUUGAAUAUUAUAUUCAAGUAAAAAAAGCUACAAAACCGUUAUGGAUAAAUUCAACUCGUUUGGCUGAAGAUUAUAAUCAACAAGUUAUUGAUUUUCUUGAAGAAAAAUAUGUUUAA